Pseudozyma flocculosa PF-1 is the source of this 699-nucleotide messenger RNA. RefSeq lists its product as uncharacterized. Gene Ontology annotation, biological process: mitochondrial respiratory chain complex IV assembly. Bases 1 to 699 code for a protein of 232 amino acids. Lineage: Eukaryota; Fungi; Basidiomycota; Ustilaginomycetes; Ustilaginales; Ustilaginaceae. The record is from RefSeq and is a predicted model, not a curated record. The transcript has 4 exons. Gene Ontology annotation, cellular component: mitochondrial inner membrane.
AUGUCCUACGGAACCCACCGACAGGUCGGCGACGUCGCAAAGCGAGAGGCGCAAUACAACACGGCAAUCAGCGCCGCCGCCACUGGCUUCGCAGUCGGCACCCUCUGCGCCGCCCCCGUCGCCUUUCUGGCCAACCGCUCGCUCCCGACGUUCCGCAACCUCACCCCCGCCAUCAAGACGUCGCUCGUCUUUUCCGUCGGCAUCGCCACCGGCGUCAUCCGAGCAGACAAGGCCGGCAUCGCCUUUGACAAAGAGCACUAUUCCGACAAGGGCGCCGCCAUCCAGAGGAGGUAUCAGACCAGCGAGGAGAGGCAGUGGGACCAGCUGUCGUUCCGCGACAAGGCCCUCACCUGGGCAAAGGAGAACAAGUUUGGCGUCGUCGCCGGAAGCUGGGUGACGUCGAUGGGCCUGACGUUUGCCUACAUCAACACGCAGCCGCUGUCGUUUGCGCAAAAGCUGGUGCAGGCGCGCGUGUGGGCCCAGGGCCUGACGCUCGCCUCGCUGAUUGGUAUGGCCGCCAUCACCCAGAUCCCGAGCGAGGGCGACAAGAUCAUCAAGCAGCACAAGGAGGCCACCGAGCACAGCUGGAAGGAUUUCGUCGGAGAGGUCGACAACGACGACGGCAGCUCCAACGAGGAAAAGCAGCAGCGGCAGCAGCAGAAGCAGCUCACCCGGUCCCAGGGCAAGGCGUACCAGUAG